GAAAAUAUAAUAAAAUCUUAAUAUUAUAUCAAUGAGACUAAUAUAACACCGCUGGAAAUAAGUGAAACCUAUUUAAAUGACUCAUUUUCAGAUUGAGCAGAUACUGACAACCUGAAACCAUCCAGCCGUGAGAUAACAUUACACAUUAACCACCAAUGAGAGAAGUUUAGCUUUCAUCCGGCCUUUAUCUUGCUGACAAAACACUUAAAAUGUCCCGGAAUAAGAGAGCGAGUAUUAAAGGUCACUAAUAGUGAGCCACCAGUCAGAUCCUCUUUAUCAUCACACACAGAGAGACACUUAUCUGAAGACUCUCAAUCGCUUCCCUGAGGACGCACCUUCCAUUAUCACAGCAGGAAUGAAGCUGAAGCUCCCCAACCCGGGUCUGGAUGAGCGGAUCCCCUCUCACGCCGAGCUGGAGAAGCUGGAGGUGGAGGAGGCUGGAGAGCGGCCGCAGUGGGACAACAAAGCCCAGUACAUGCUGACCUGUGUGGGCUUCUGUGUUGGGCUGGGCAACGUCUGGAGGUUCCCCUACCUCUGCCAGAGCCACGGAGGAGGAGCGUUCAUGAUCCCGUUCCUGAUUCUUCUGGUUCUGGAGGGAAUUCCGCUCCUGCACAUGGAGUUUGCCAUCGGACAGAGACUGAGGAAGGGCAGCGUCGGCGUCUGGAGAUCCAUCAGCCCGUCUCUCACUGGAGUCGGUAUCGCCUCCAUGCUGGCUUCCUUCAUAGUGGGGAUGUACUACAACACCAUCAUGGCCUGGGUCAUGUGGUACUUCUUCAACUCGCUGCAAGAUCCUCUGCCGUGGAGUCACUGUCCAGUUAAUGCCAACAGAACAGGCCUGGAGCCAGAAUGCGCACGCAGCUCUCCGGUGGAUUACUUCUGGUACAGAGAGACUCUGAACAGCUCGACUGCGAUCGAGGAAUCCGGCGGGCUGCAGUGGUGGCUGGUGCUGUGUUUGUUCUGUGCUUGGACUGUGUUAUACGUCUGCUGUAUCAGAGGCAUCGAAACAACAGGGAAGGCUGUGUACAUAACAUCUACGUUACCUUACCUGGUCCUCACCAUCUUCCUGAUAAGAGCUCUGACCCUAAAAGGUUCUGUAAGCGGAAUCAAGUUCCUCUUCACUCCAGACGUGAAUGAGUUGAUUAAUCCAACGACUUGGUUGGACGCUGGAGCUCAGGUGCUGUUCUCCUUCUCUCUGGCGUUUGGAGGCCUCAUCUCCUUCUCCAGCUACAACUCUGUGCACAAUAACUGUGAGCAGGACGCUGUCACCAUUUCCAUCAUCAACGGCCUCACCUCGGUUUACUCCGCAACCGUCAUUUACUCCAUCAUCGGCUUCAGAGCCACGGAGAACUAUGAUGCAUGUCUCGAGAGUAACAUCCUGGCGCUGCUGAACGCGUUUGAUCUGCCGGAGGGAAACAUCACAGAGAGCAACUAUGACAGUGUUCUGCAGCAUCUCAACAGCACAUCACCAGCAGUCAUUCAGGAGCUCCAGCUCAAGACCUGCGACCUGCAGACGCUCCUCAGCGAGGGCGUUGAGGGAACCGGUCUGGCCUUCAUCGUGUUCACUGAGGCCAUCACCAAGAUGCCCAUCGCUCCUCUCUGGUCAGUGCUGUUCUUCAUCAUGCUCUUCUGUCUGGGACUGUCCACCAUGUUCGGGAACAUUGAGGGUGUGGUGGUGCCGCUUCAGGACCUCAACAUCCUCCCCAAAAAAUGGCCCAAAGAAUUGUUCACUGGUCUUACGUGUGUAGUGUCCUUCGUGACGGCGCUCAUAUUCGUCCAGUCCUCUGGUAACUACUGGCUGGCUCUGUUUGACGGCUUCGCCGGCUCGAUUCCUCUGCUGGUCAUCGCCUUCUGCGAGAUCAUCGCUGUCGUUUACGUCUAUGGGAUUGACAGGUUUAACGAAGACAUUAAGUUCAUGGUGGGACACAAGCCCAACAUCUUCUGGCAGGUGACGUGGCGGUUCCUCAGUCCCGCCAUCCUCCUGGUCAUUCUGAUCUUCUACUUCGUCACGACAGUCAGCAAACAGCUGACCUACAACGUCUGGGACCCUGAAUCGGAUAAUUUCCCAACGCUCAAAGAGGUGAACUACCCUAACUGGAUCAGCGCCGUCAUCUUCAUACUAGCCGGGAUUCCCUGUCUUUGCAUCCCUGGAGUCGCCAUCUUCCAAGCUUUGAGGAAAUGCUUCUCAAAGGGAAAGAAAACGAAAGAAGAGAGUGUCUUUUCAGAAAAAGGGCAAAUAAGUGUGAAUACAUUAGCGUAGUUUCCAUGUGUGACCAAACUAGCUUCCUUUUAACGGAAAACAUUUAGUCAAAGUGUCAUAUGUAGCAGAGUACAACGCACAAUGAAAUUCUUUUGUGGAUAAAGACAACAUGCAAUAUGCAAAAAUUAACACAAUGCAAACAUAAAUGACAUAAAAAAAUACUUAAACCACAAAAAGGAAGAAUGCAAUAUAAAUAUGUAUAAAGUGUAUACAGCGCAAAGUAAUUAAAAGUUACAUUUAAUAACAUUA
This is a messenger RNA of Megalobrama amblycephala (Wuchang bream), 2506 nucleotides long. RefSeq names its product sodium-dependent neutral amino acid transporter B(0)AT1-like. Lineage: Eukaryota; Metazoa; Chordata; Actinopteri; Cypriniformes; Xenocyprididae. The record is from RefSeq and is a predicted model, not a curated record. Bases 356 to 2257 code for a protein of 633 amino acids. Gene Ontology annotation, cellular component: plasma membrane. Gene Ontology annotation, biological process: sodium ion transmembrane transport. The transcript is spliced from 12 exons.